Molecule: messenger RNA, 2906 nt
Organism: Alosa alosa (allis shad)
Lineage: Eukaryota; Metazoa; Chordata; Actinopteri; Clupeiformes; Clupeidae
Product: E3 ubiquitin-protein ligase RNF126-like
Exons: 9
Coding region: 10-933 (307 amino acids)
Biological process (GO): ubiquitin-dependent protein catabolic process; positive regulation of DNA-templated transcription; protein ubiquitination
Cellular component (GO): cytoplasm; nucleoplasm
Molecular function (GO): ubiquitin protein ligase activity
Source: RefSeq, a predicted model, not a curated record
UGAUGAAAGAUGGCAGAAGCUCCACCAUGUCCCACCAACCGGUUUUUCUGUCAUAGGUGUUCGACAGAGAUAAGUCCCCGUCUCCCUGAUUACACAUGCCCUCGUUGUGAUUCUGGUUUUAUUGAAGAGUUACUGGAGGAGAGAAGCACAGAAAAUGGGUCUACAUCAAGCAUAUCAAGCAGUGACCAACAGAGGUUUGAGAAUAUGGACCACCAUUUGUUUACAUUUCCCUCGGCAUAUGGGCAAUUCGCCCUGGGCAUCUUUGAUGACCCUUUCGAACUUGGGUCAGGGUUGCUACCGGAAGACAAUCGGGAGGCAGAGAACAGACGGGAACGUGAGAUGGCAUCACGGCAACGGUACGGUGCCAGGCAGCCCAGGGGACGCCAUGUCCCAAGGAGGCACACCGUACGGCACGAGGGUGUGCCCACACUAGAGGGAAUCAUUCAGCAACUGGUGAAUGGAAUAAUCGCACCCACAGCAAUGCCAAAUAUCGGUGUGGGACCAUGGGGUGUUCUUCACUCGAACCCUAUGGAUUAUGCAUGGGGUGCCAAUGGCUUAGAUGCAAUCAUUACACAGUUACUAAAUCAGUUUGAGAACACUGGCCCACCACCAGCAGACAGGGAAAAGAUCAAAAACCUCCCUACGGUGGAAAUCACAGAUGAACAUGUCGGCUCUGGACUUGAGUGCCCGGUGUGCAAAGAGGACUACAGUGCUGGGGAGAUGGUCAGGCAGCUUCCGUGCAAUCAUUUAUUUCACAAUGACUGCAUAGUGCCCUGGCUGGAACAGCAUGACACAUGCCCUGUGUGCCGGAAAAGCUUGAGUGGCCAGAACACGGCCACAGACCCACCCGGAAUGUCCGAGAUGAAUUCUCCUCCGGGCCCUGGGAGCGGAGAAAGCCCUCCGAAUGAUGAACACGUGCCAAACAAUUCAUAAGACCAGAUGCUCCGAGUGGCUGCAGACGCAUUUGGCCUCCUGCUCUCGGUCCGGGUAUGUGGUCCUGGGGCUUCUUCAGCGAUGUUUGGUGCGGAUGACAUGACGUAUACAAAUCUAUACAUUGCGGGCAGCCCUACCUCUGCCCUGACAGGUCUCCGUGAAACCUGGCCCCUUGCCAGCUGGACCGUUGCGCAGGAGAAAGAGUGAAUGGCUUCAGGGCUCCUGAGCUGCUGCAGGCAGUGGGUGGGUCCGUCCUCUAGGGGGCCUCGUUCAGCUAAAGAACAGGAGGACUCCUUGAACUGCAGACAUUUUGCUCGUGCUCUGUCUUCUCAAAGAGGGAAGGACCGGGCACCGAACACUUUCUUGAGGAAAGAUUUAUUAUGUUUAAUAUUUUGGCAGCACAAUUAAGGCGAUAAAGGAGAAAUUAUAUGUUAUGUGCUCACAUGCUGGCCUAUUAUUUUUCAGUAGAGCCAAUAUCUGUGAAAAAGGCUUGUGCUAACUGUUUUGAUGAUUGAUUGUUAGUUUUUUAGAAUCUAAACCUGUAAAUGUAUGUAGUGUUGUUGGACAACAGUUGUACAAAGCCCCCGGGGGUAGACUUGUGGGACAACAACCAGAUGUGAAUCUCUGAAAGUCAAGUCUAAACAUUCAGAUUGUAAGGGAAACAUUAUGUUCAACACUCACCCCCACACACACAGAGGAAAAUCAUUAUUAGUGGUAAAUAAUUUAGGUUGUAGUUUGCGUAGUGUCAGAAGAGAAAAUGAAAACUCAGAUGUGUGUGUGGUUGUGAAAAUCCAGUUACCCUGCCGAAAGUGGCAGAGCCAUGGUGAAAUUCCCAACACCAAGACUGAUGACAUUCUCUGCUCUCUAUUGCAGUCACCAAGCAUUCUAGUCUGCCGUAAAGAAGCUGAGAAGUGAAACUGACACAACCUUGCACGAUAGGAAGGAUGACUGUCUGUACUGUAAGAGGAUGCCAUCACCGAUUCAAAUGGUGUGUACCAACUUCAGUGCAGAUUGAACAUGGUACAUCUUGAAUAUAGUAAACUGUAUCCUGAACCAAGUUAUGAUUAAGAAAAUCUUUGUUGAUAUGAGUCAGACUUGGAAAUGGGAGAUAUUGCUGUGAGACAAGUCAUGCCAAAACAUUAUUCAAUAAUGUUAAUGAGAUUGAGUGUGCCAUGAAUAGGUUUCUUGAGGCAGAAUUCCAAAAAAGUUUAAAAAUGUUUUUUUUUUGUUUUGUGUCUGGCAACCCACAUUUGACGAGUAGCAGCCGUCAGAAUAUCAGAUAGAUAGAUAGAUAGAUAGAUAGAUAGAUAGAUAGAUAUUUUAUUGAUCCCCAGGGGAAAUUCAAGAUCAGUUAUCAGUUAAAUUUAAGUUACAAAAACCUUAUCUAGGAACUCUACACUCUAGAAAACAUGUUGAAUAAGGUGUCACCAGUGCUAAGCUGGUAAAUCAUCCAUAGCAGACUGAUUUUUUUGUUUUGUUUGCAGCAUGUGAUACAUAUACAUAUAUGUAGCACUGUACUGCCCUGAUAUGAACAGUUCUUGAUUGACAGAUUUAGUGUGACAUUAUGUUUAAUCUGUCACCAUACCUAUGACUUGUUGGGUUUCCCAGACAUGUUAAGCAUAGUCCUACUAGAAGAGCUUCAGUGAAGAUCUCAACUAAUGAAUAACUAGUCUAGGACUAGGCUUAAUGCCAUGUCUGGGAAACCAGCCCUUGAAAUCAGGUGUUUGGGAAUUGUCAAUGUUAAAUGGAAAUGAAGUCAAACUAUUAUUGUUUAAGCACUGUUCUGUGCCCCAGAAAUAUGGUCACCACCCCCCCCUUAUGUAUUUUACAUGUGCACAUAUUUGCUGUUUUAUACUGAAGAGAACUGGCAUAUGCUUUUUAGUGGAUACUGGGUUCUGACAAAUUAAUACAGUAUAGUCGUUGCUGAAUCAUGACAACAUGUUUUGUUCUGUGAAUGAAAUUUGAGGAUUUUG